Melopsittacus undulatus (budgerigar) is the source of this 2819-nucleotide messenger RNA. It is a transcript of the gene G6PD, whose product is annotated as glucose-6-phosphate dehydrogenase. Gene Ontology annotation, cellular component: cytosol. Gene Ontology annotation, biological process: glucose metabolic process; pentose-phosphate shunt, oxidative branch. The transcript is spliced from 13 exons. The record is from RefSeq and is a predicted model, not a curated record. Lineage: Eukaryota; Metazoa; Chordata; Aves; Psittaciformes; Psittaculidae. Gene Ontology annotation, molecular function: glucose-6-phosphate dehydrogenase activity; NADP binding. Bases 41 to 1690 code for a protein of 549 amino acids.
UUGGCUGGCGCGGGAAGGGGGCGUGGCCAAGGACCAGGAAAUGGGAAGCCGCGCGAGCGUGAGGGGAGCGGAGGAGCCGGGAGCCCUGCCCCCCAACCGCCCGAGCCUGCCCGACGGGUCCAGGCCCUGCCCCAUAGGAGCCAUGGAGGGGCCGGAGCCGGAACGAGGCCGGUCCGAGGGCUGUGGGCUCCUGCGGGAGGAGCUGAGCCAGGACGGGGCCUUCCUAUGGGGCCAGCCCCACAUCUUCAUCAUCUUCGGGGCCUCGGGUGACCUGGCCAGGAAGAAGAUCUACCCCACGAUAUGGUGGCUGUUCCGGGACCGGCUGCUCCCCGAGGACAUUCACUUCUUCGGCUUCGCCCGUUCCCCACUGACGGUGGAGCUGAUCCGGGAGCGGACCCUGCCCUACCUCAAGGCAGCCCCCGAGGACUCCCCCCUCCUGGAUGACUUCUUCUCUCGGCACCGGUUUGUGCAGGGUCCCUAUGGGGACCCAGCCCCAUUCCGGAGCCUGGCGGCGGCGCUGGAGCAGCUGCCCGGAGGCACCGGCAGCCACCGGCUCUUCUACCUGGCGCUGCCGCCAGGGCUCUAUGCUACCGUCAGCAGGCUCAUCCGGCAGCACUGCAUGGGGCAGGGCUGGAACCGCGUCAUCGUGGAGAAGCCGUUUGGCCGGGACCUGGCGAGCUCGGACGCUCUCUCCGCUCACCUGAGCUCCUUGUUCCGCGAGGAGCAGAUUUACCGCAUUGACCAUUACCUGGGCAAGGAGAUGGUUCAGAACCUCAUGGUGCUGCGCUUUGGCAACCGCAUCUUCGGCCCCAUCUGGAACAGGGACAAUGUUGCCUGUGUGGUCAUCACCUUCAAGGAGCCCUUUGGCACCGAGGGCAGGGGGGGUUACUUCGAUGACUUUGGCAUCAUCCGGGACGUGAUGCAGAACCACCUCCUGCAGAUGCUCUGCUUGGUGGCCAUGGAGAAACCGGCGUCCACCAACUCCGAUGAUGUGCGGGAUGAGAAGGUGAAGGUGCUCAAGUGCAUCAGCCCCGUGGCCCUGGAGGACGUGGUCCUUGGCCAGUACGUGGGGAACCCCGAGGGCCCCCCCGAGGCCCACAAGGGUUACUUGGAUGACCCCACGGUGCCGUCCGGCUCCACCACGGCCACGUUCGCGGCUGCCAUCCUGCGUGUGGCCAAUGAGCGCUGGGAUGGUGUCCCGUUCGUGCUGCGCUGCGGGAAGGCUCUGAACGAGCGCAAGGCUGAGCUGCGGCUGCAGUUCCGGGACGUGGCCGGGGAGCUGUUCGGCUGUCGCUGUGCCCGCAAUGAGCUGGUUGUCAGGGUACAACCGGACGAGGCUGUUUACACCAAACUCAUGACCAAGAAACCAGGAUUGUCCCUGAGCCCUGAGGAGUCUGAGCUCGACCUCACCUAUGGCAGCCGAUACAAGGAUGUGAAGCUUCCGGAUGCCUACGAGCGCCUCAUCCUGGAUGUGUUCUGUGGGAACCAGAUGCACUUCGUGCGCAGCGAUGAGCUGCGGGAGGCCUGGCGCAUCUUCACCCCAUUGCUGCACAGCAUCGAGGAGCGCAAGGAGAGACCCAUCCCCUACGUGUUCGGCAGCCGAGGCCCCCCCGAAGCCGAUGAGCUGCUGAAACGCGCUGGGUUCAUCUACGAGGGCACCUACCGCUGGGUGAACCCGCACAAGCUCUGACCCACAGCGCCCCAUAGCACCCAAUGGGCCCCAUAGCAUCCAAUGGGACCCAUAACGCACAAUGGGCCCCGUGCUCCACCUUCCUCCCCCUUGCUGCAGGGCUGGGAUUGAGGGCCCCUCCUGCCCCAUAGACACUCCAUUCUGCCCCAUAGAGAGCCAUUCCACCCCAUAGUGCUGCUAACCUGCCCCAUAGAAAAGCCAUUCUGCCCCAUAGCCACUCCAUUCUUUUCCAUAGUCACUUCAUUCUGCCCCAUAGCCACUCCAUUCUGCUCCAUAGUGCUGCUAACCUGCCCCACGGUCACUCCACUCUGCCCCAUAGCCACUCCAUCAUGCCCCAUAGACAGCCAUUCUGACCCAUAGUGCUGCUAACCUGCCCCAUAGCUGCUCUAUUCUGCACCCUAGACACUUCAUUCUGCUGCUAACGUAAUCCGUAGACACCCAUUAUGCCCUAUAGCACCAUCAUUCUUCUGCCCCAUAACAUUGCCCUUCUGCCCCAUAGAUACCUCAUCCUGCCCCAUAACUCCCCCAAGCUGGGACCAAAGCACCCCCAAUACCCCCAACCCCCUCAUCACCCCUUUCAUCCCCCCCCAUUAACAUCGACCCAUGUUCAUCAUCCCCCUCCUGUGGUACUUAUGGGUCCAGCCCCACAUCACUUAUGGGUCCAAGCCCCACACAAACCACCUCCAUUCGGGCCCAGCCUUUAUUUGCCCUUUGGGACCACACAGUGGACGGGGGGGAGGGGGCCACUUAUGGGUCCCAGCAGGGCACUUAUGGGUCAGGGGGGGUCGGGGGCCCUGCGGGGGACACAGCCCUCGAGCUCCAGCGCCUCCGGCCACCCCUCGUACUUGUUGGAGCCGCGGCUGUUCCGGACGUGCUGCAUGGGAGAGAGCAGCGCUAUGGGGCAGCCCCACAAGUGCCCUGGCCCCAUAAGUACCCCCCCCCCCCAAGGCCCUACCUGCUCAAAGGGGCUCCGCUCCUGAACCCCUUUGGCCCCCAGGAAGACCCAACUGUCCCGGAAGGCCAAGUCCAUGGCGACGGCGCUGCCCAGCUCCCCAAAGAGGCGCCGGGACUCCUCCGUUAACCUGGAUGGGGACAGGGAUAACGGGCUUUAGAGCCCCAUAGAGCCCCA